This is a messenger RNA of Zingiber officinale, 1357 nucleotides long. Its product is annotated as nicotinamide/nicotinic acid mononucleotide adenylyltransferase-like. The coding region runs from base 296 to 1060 and encodes 254 amino acids. The transcript is spliced from 10 exons. NCBI's taxonomy places the organism in Eukaryota, Viridiplantae, Streptophyta, Magnoliopsida, Zingiberales, Zingiberaceae. Gene Ontology annotation, molecular function: nicotinamide-nucleotide adenylyltransferase activity; nicotinate-nucleotide adenylyltransferase activity. Gene Ontology annotation, biological process: NAD+ biosynthetic process. The record is from RefSeq and is a predicted model, not a curated record.
GUUCCUCUUCCAUUCCCACUUUCCGCGUUUCGGGUACCGAAGGUAGAUCCCCAGCAUUUGACGUACUUGUGUUGGGAAGCCUACGAUACAAUUCUGUUUCAUGAUGGCCGGUAGAAGGACAAGUUUCAUCCGUGAUGACAGAAGUGGCACGACCUAAAACCCUAGUUUGUACAUACAUGCUGCUGCAAUUCAUAACUUGAAAGAAAUAUGAUCUCAUGAAGUAGGAUACUAUAAGAUGAAUCAUUCCAAAAGAGAAGUUAGAUGGAGAAUCCUCUUCUAAUCCUUGUAUCUUGGCAUGGAUUCUGGUUUAGUUGGUGUUCCACUUCCUAUGGAUAAGAUCUCUUUAAGAAAUCUUCAAGAAUCAAGUGCCAAUGGAUCUUGCAGCCAAAGGUGUCAGAAGUUUGUUGUUUUGUUGUCAGCAGGAAGUUUCAAUCCACCAACCUAUAUGCACUUGCGCAUUUUUGAGUUAGCAAGAGAUGUGUUGCAAGCACAAGGAUUUGUCGUGAUAGGAGGUUAUAUGUCGCCUGCAAAUGAUGCAUACAAGAAAAAGGAUCUUUUGUCGGCUAUGCAUCGAGUUCAGCUGUGUGAAUUAGCAUGCAAAAGUUCUUCCUUUGUCAUGGUAGAUCCAUGGGAGGCAAAACAAAACAGUUAUCAGCGCACUCUUACUGUCUUGUCUAGGAUACAAAAUUCCUUAUGCCGUAAUCUUUCCAUAGGAAAAGAAUCACUCAAAGUAAUGCUUCUAUGUGGAUCUGAUCUACUUGAAUCUUUUUCUAUUCCUGGAGUCUGGAUGCAAGAUCAGGUCAGAACUAUAUGCGAGGACUUUGGUAUUGUCUGUAUACGCAGGGAAGGGAAGGAUAUUGAAAACAUAAUAUCUGCCAAUGAAAUUUUGCAGCAAAAUAAGAGUAAUAUUUUCUCAGUAGAUGAAAUUGUACCAAACCAGAUUAGCUCAACAAGAUUGAGGGAAUCCCUUAGGAAGGGACUCUCAAUUAAGUACCUAACUGCCGACGAAGUCAUUGAUUACAUCAAAGAUCAAAAGCUUUACACAACUGGUUCUACUUGAUAUUUUUUAGAUCCUCUCAAGCAAAAGAUGGUGAGAGAUGGACCAGAAUAAUGUUUUUCACCCAGUUGAGGUGACAUGCAAACGCAGUAGCAGAUAUGGCCCCUUUGAUCCACAUGGGAGAAUUCUCAAUAAACCAUUGAUGAAAUAAUUUCCUUAGAAAUUUGUUUCAGUGUUGUAAUCUGUUAUUAUGUUAUUUUAUUUAUGAAAUGGCAACUUAUAAGUUGACAAAAUGUGAAACUCGUGUAACGCAGAAAAUGAGUGCGAUAUUGACAAAGUUAUCACCAAGUUUGAUGCUAA